Naegleria fowleri is the source of this 1227-nucleotide messenger RNA. RefSeq lists its product as uncharacterized. NCBI's taxonomy places the organism in Eukaryota, Heterolobosea, Eutetramitea, Acrasida, Naegleriidae. The record is from RefSeq and is a predicted model, not a curated record. Gene Ontology annotation, cellular component: cytoplasm. The transcript has 3 exons. Bases 1 to 1227 code for a protein of 408 amino acids.
AUGGUGCAAUUUGACGAAGUCCUUGGAAACGAAAAUUUCUUGCCCGAAAUGAAUCCUUUAGAAGCUCAGCGGCAAAUCGAUCAAUUAAAACAUUUUGGAUUGAAAGAUAUUGGCACUUCGAAAUGGAUGAAACAACGUGAGGUCGUCAACAUGCUCAAUAUUCAGGCACAUCAAAAUGCCGCUCUUAAUCAAGAUGAAUACAUUGCUCAAGGAAUUAUUUCCUCACAAAAAGUUGAAGUUCUUAUUAAAGAGCUCAUCACUGUGGAAAUUUGGAAAAACAAAGUGACACCGCUCAUUAAGGAAGAGUUAACAAGUGCCUCCAAACAAUCGAUCAAACCCUAUUUAAUUUAUUAUCAUGAAGCUACGUUGGUUAAUUUGUUGGAAUGUGUCAUGUAUCAUAAGGAUGCAAUUAUUUAUUGUGAAGAAUCCAUUCUAAUUGAACUUGUCGAUUAUUGCCAACGAAAAUUCAAUGUCCUCAUUCAUAACAAAAAACUGCAAGAGCGUCACGAUCAAAAGGACAUUUUGAAAUUAUCAGAUGAGGAAAUUUGGCAGGAUCAAAUUAGAGAAAUUGAAUUCAACUGUUGCAUGUAUUCUCUCACAAUAUUCAGAUUCAUCACAGACAAUCUCAAAGAAAUAUCUCCAAGUGUGGUACAUCGAAUUUUAGAAAAACACGACUCUCCUAUUGCAUUAGUGUACAUUAUUGAGAAUUCACCUUUCAAAAAGAAGGAAAAAUCUGGAUUCAAAAAGUACAAUGGUAACAUAUGGGAAACUGUCUCGUUUGAUGAAUACUUGAAGGUGACACAAUACGAAGCUCAAGUCUGGCUAGCCAUUAAUAAUUUGUUGGUGGAUCCAGAAACAAGAAAUAAGUAUGAAUACACAACUUUUAGAAGGGAAACAGUUAUAGGCCUCAAGAAAUAUCUCACAGAUGUGCUCAUUGACCAAAUUCCUGUCCUUGUAGACUUGCUGAGAAAUGUCGAGAACUUGCAAAUUAUGAAUUUACCUGUUGUCUCAAAGAAUAUCUUAAUGGUGGAAGCAGUGGCCGAAUUCAGUGAAGCAAUUCUCAAUGGAACGGACUUUGAGAAAAUCGCCCAAGAACAUUUGUUGACCAUUUGCAACACAGAAGAUGACGAAGCUCGAAGAGAGGAGAUUAUGUCAAUGGCCAAGAUGUUCGGUAACAUGCUGGACCUGAUGGGAGAGAAUGCAGACUAUGAACAAUUAAAACUUUAG